Molecule: messenger RNA, 885 nt
Organism: Sinocyclocheilus anshuiensis
Lineage: Eukaryota; Metazoa; Chordata; Actinopteri; Cypriniformes; Cyprinidae
Product: B- and T-lymphocyte attenuator-like
Exons: 6
Coding region: 1-885 (294 amino acids)
Biological process (GO): immune response-regulating cell surface receptor signaling pathway
Cellular component (GO): plasma membrane
Molecular function (GO): signaling receptor activity
Source: RefSeq, a predicted model, not a curated record
AUGGGCUACUAUGUCUUCCAGAUCAUUUGUAACCUUGCCGUUUCUCUCCUACUGCUAUCACUUGGCAUCAGCGGCACGACAAAUGGGACUGAGAUGAAUUGUAUUUCAGUGAUCAGAGUGCCACGAAACACAGUGUUUAGAGCUCCUGUUAUGACAGAGUUGAAGAUAAACUGUACUUUAACUCUACAAGGAUGUCACAGGAACCCAAGAGUCUCAUGGUGCAAACUCAAUGGAAGUGACUGUAAAGCUUUAAAUUACUCACAUCACAUAAGAACUGAAUGGAAGAGCAUCACAGAACAUGAAUGGGUGGCUUUCCUGAUUUUUCUGAACAUCUCAAUGGAGGAUACAGGUUCCUACAGAUGUAAAGAAGGUGACACAUCUGUAAGCCAUACUAUUAAUGUCACUGUGACAGAUAAAAAUGAGAAUGAGGUGUCACGCAAUCAAAGCAACACACGUGAUCGGAAUUCAGGUGAAAAGGAUGAUCUUAAGUGGCUCUGGCCAUAUGUGUACAUCUGCAGUGGAAUAACAGGGCUGGUGGUCAUAGUUAUAACAGUAACAUUACUUAUUAUCAGAAACCAAGGGACAAAAUCAACAAGAAAAGAUAUGACGACUAAAAAUCAGAGCAAACCUCAUCACAACACCCAUUCCCCCUCUGUUCAGCUGACCUCUGCUUUAUAUCGUGGCUGUGAAACUCCACCUGUCAGAGGAGCAUCAUCAGCUGGAAGAGUUUCAGAUGGUAGCCACAACGCAGUUGACACAGAAAGAGAAGAAGAGAAUGCUCUGGUGUAUGCUUCUUUGAAUCACCAGGCUAUGUCAAGAGGGCCGAGAAGAACAGCACGACAAGAACCAGAACCUUCAGAAUAUGCGGCAAUCCGGUUCCGGUGA